This is a messenger RNA of Mercenaria mercenaria, 15285 nucleotides long. RefSeq lists its product as uncharacterized. The coding region runs from base 1 to 15285 and encodes 5094 amino acids. Lineage: Eukaryota; Metazoa; Mollusca; Bivalvia; Venerida; Veneridae. The transcript is spliced from 63 exons. Gene Ontology annotation, biological process: cell-matrix adhesion. The record is from RefSeq and is a predicted model, not a curated record. Gene Ontology annotation, molecular function: calcium ion binding.
AUGCUGCUACUACUACAAGUACUACAACGGAGGCACCAACUACAAGUACUACAACUGAGACACCACACAAUACUACAAACUGCUACACUACAAGUACUACAACUGAAGCAACAACCCAAAUACACAAUAGCUGCUACUACUACUACUACAAAAGAACUAAGUCAACAGAGAACAACAACACCCACUACAAGUACUACAACGAGACACCCACUACAAGUACUACAACUGAAGCACCAACCCACAAAUACUACAAUAGAGGCACCCACUACAAGUACUACAACUGAAGCACCAACCACAAAUACUACAAUAGCUGCUACUACUACAACUGCUACUACUACAAGUACUACAACAGAGACACCCACUACAAGUACUACAACGGAGACACCCACUACAAGUACUACAACUGAACCACCAACCACAAAUACUACAAUAGCUGCUACUUCUACAAGUACUACAACAGAGGCACCAACUACAAGUACUACAACUGAAGCACCAGCCACAAAUACUACAAUAGCUGCUACUACUACAAGUACUACAACGGAGGCACCAAUUACAAGUACUACAACGGAGACACCCACUACAAGAACUUCAACUGAAGCACCAACCACAAAUACUACAAUAGCUGCUACUACUACAAAGACACCCACUACAAGUACUACAACGGAGACACCCACUACAAGUACUACAACUGAAGCACCAACCACAAAUACUACAAUAGCUGCUACUACUACAAGUACUACAACGGAGGCACCAACUACAAGUACUACAACUGAAGAAGCCACAAUACUACUAGCUGCAAUACAUACACAACGGAGGCACCAACUACAAUACUACAACGAGAGCACCCAACUACAAGUACUACAACGGAGACACCCACUACAAGUACUACAACUGAACACUCACUACAAGUACUACAAUACUGAGACCAUACCACAAAUACUACAACAGAGGCACCCACUACAAUACUACAACGGAGCACCAACUACAAGUACUGACAACGGAGACACCACUACAAGUACUACAACUGAAGCACCAACCACAAAUACUACAAUAGCUGCUACACUACAAGUACUACAAUGGAGGCACCAACUACAACUGCUACUACUACAAGUACUACAACUACAAGGAGGCACCAACCACAAAUACUACAAUAGCUGCUACUACUACAAGUACACAACGGAGGCACCAACACAAGUACUACAACGAGACCACUACUACAAGUACUCAACUGAAGCACCAACCACAAAUACUACAACGGCUACAUACAAGUACUACAACGGAGACACCCACUACAAGUACUACAACGAGACACAACGCAAAUACUACAAACGGGCUACACUACAAGUACUACAACGAACACCAACCACAAAUACUACAAUAGCUGCUACUACCACAACUGCUACUACUACAAGUACUACAACGGAGGCACCAACUACAAGUACUGCAACGGAGACAAGCACUACAAGUACUACAACUGAAGCACCAACAACGGAGACACCCACUACAAGUACUACAACGGAGACACCCACUACAAGUACUACAACUGAAGCACCAACCACAAAUACUACAAUAGCUGCUACUACUACAACUGCUACUACUACAAGUACUACAACGGAGGGCACCAACUACAAGUACUACAACGGAGACACCACUACAAGUACUACAACUGAAGCACCACCACAAAUACUACAUAGCUGCACUACUACAAGUACUACAACGGAGGCACCACUACAAGUACUCAACGGAGACAACCACUACAAUACUACAACGGAGGCACCAACUACAAGUACAACAACGGAGACACCCACUACAAGUACUACAACUGAACCACCAACCACAACUACUACAGUAGCUGCUACUACUACAAGUUCUACAACGGAGGCACCAACUACAAGUACUACAACGGAGACACCCACUACAAGUACUACAACUGAAGCACCAACCACAAAUACUACAGUAGCUGCUACUACUACAACUGCUACUACUGCAAGUACUACAACGGAGGCACCAACUACAAGUACUACAACGGAGACACCCACUACAAGUACUACAACUGAAGCACCAACCACAAAUACUACAAUAGCUGCUACUACUACAAUACUACAACGAGCACCCACUACAAGUACUACAACGGAGACACCACACGUACUACAAGGCUACUACAGUACUCAACUGAAGCACCAACCACAAAUACUACAUACUGAUACAGUACUACAACGAGACCAACUCAACUGCACUACUACAUUACAACGGGAUACAUACUACACGGAGGCACCAACUACAAGUACUACAACGGAGACACCCACUACAAGUACUACAACUGAGGCACCAACCACAAAUACUACUAUAGCUGCUACUACUGCAAGUACUACAACGGAGGCACCAGCUACAAGUACUACAACGGAGACACCCACUACAAGUACUACAACUGAAGCACCAACCACAAAUACUACAAUAGCUGCAACUACUACAAGUACUACAACUGAAGCACCAACCACAAAUACUACCAUAGCUGCUACUACUACAACGGAGGCACCAACUACAAGUACUACAACGGAGACACCCACUACAAGUACUACAACUGAACCACCAACCACAAAUACUACAAUAGCUGCUACUACUACAAGUACUACAACGGAGGCACCAACUACAAGUACUACAACGGAGACACCCACUACAAGUACUACAACUGAAGCACCAACCACAAAUACUACAAUAGCUGCUACUACUACAAGUACUACAACGGAGGCACCAACUACAAGUACUACAACGGAGACACCCACUACAAGUACUACAACGGAGACACUCACUACAAGUACUACAACUGAAGCACCAACCACAAAUACUACAACAGCUGCUACUACUACAAGUACUACAACGGAGGCACCAACUACAAGUACUACAACGGAGACAUCCACUACAAGUACUUCAACUGAGGCACCAACCACAAAUACUACAAUAGCUGCUACUACUACAAGUUCUACAACGGAGGCACCAACUACAAGUACUACAACUGAAGCACUAGCCACAAAUACUACAAUAGCUGCUACUACUACAAGUUCUACAACGGAGGCACCAACUACAAGUACUACAACUGAAGCACCAACCACAAAUACUACAAUAGCUGCUACUACUACAAGUACUACAACGGAGGCACCAACUACAAGUACUACAACGGAGACACCCACUACAAGUACUACAACGGAGACACUCACUACAAGUACUACAACUGAAGCACCAACCACAAAUACUACAAUAGCUGCUACUACUACAAGUACUACAACGGAGGCACCAACUACAAGUACUACAACGGAGGCACCAACUACAAGUACUACAACGGAGACACCCACUACAAGUACUACAACGGAGACACCCACUACAAGUACUACAACUGAAGCACAAACUACAAAUACUACAAUAGCUGCUACUACUACUAGUACUACAACGGAGGCACCCAGUACAACUUCAUCAACCACAGCACCAUCUACAGGUACUACAACUACUAUACCAACCACAAGUACUACAAACGCUGCCCCGAACACAAGUACAACAGCUGCUCCAACCACAAGUACUACAACAGCUGCCCCGACAACAAGCACCACAUCUGUUGCACCAACCACAAGUACUACAAGCGCUGCCCCGACCACAAGUACUACAACUGCUGCACCAACCACAAGUACUACUACUGCUUCACCAACCACAAGUACAACAGCUGCUCAAACCACAAGUACUACAACAGCUGCCCCGACAACAAGCACCACAUCUGCUUCACCAACCACAAGUACUACAAGCGCUGCCCCGACCACAAGUACUACAACAGCUGCUCCAACCACAAGUACUACUACUGCUUCACCAACCACAAGUAGUACAACUGCUGCACCAACCACAAGUACUACUACUGCUUCACCAACCACAAGUACAACAGCUGCUCCAACCACAAGUACUACAACAGCUGCCCCGACAACAAGCACCACAUCUGCUGCACCAACCACAAGUACUACAAGCGCUGCCCCGACCACAAGUACUACAACAGCAGCUCCAACCACAAGUACUACUACUGCUUCACCAACCACAAGUAGUACAACUGCUGCACCAACCACAAGUACUACUACUGCUUCACCAACCACAAGUACUACAAGCGCUAUUCCGACCACAAGUACCACAGCACAAACCACAACAACAACUGUUCCUACAACAACAACUGCUCCAACCACAAGUACGACAACAACUGCUUCUACAACAAGUACGACAACAAUUGCUCCAACAACAAGUACGACAACAACUGCUCCUACAACAAGUACGACAACAAUUGCUCCAACAACAAGUACGACAACAAUUGCUCCAACAACAAGUACGACAACAACUGCUCCUACAACAAGUACAACAACAAUUGCUCCAACAACAAGUACGACAUCAACUACCACAACUACGAGUAUUACAUUGCAGUCAGGCUUACGUUUCGGUUAUGGAGAAGCAGAAGGAGACAGUAGUAUGACAGGGACAGACGACGGUUGCAACGCUGAAAUAACAGCGGCUUUCCCUGUCCCUUUCGGCGACAGCACUUUCAGAAGAAUAUUUGUAUGUGCAAAUGGACUUAUUUGUUUCGGCAGACGGUAUGUAAGCUACACAGUGCCACAGAACAAAGUGUUUUCAUCCGAUUUACUAAACGUUUACUGUCUGGCUCCCUAUUUCACAGACAUGGACUUGAGAACUUCUGGCAGUGUUUGGUACCAGGCAUAUGAAUCCGCUUCAAACGCCAGUAUUACAUCAGCAAUGGCAAAUCUAGUUUAUGACUUAUAUGAAGUCCAAAUUCAGCCACUUUACAUGUUCAAAGCAACAUGGGUGGAAAGUCCGAAGUAUGGCGGAGCUAGUAAUGAGAAAGUGACUUUCCAGGUAGUCUACGUUACGGACGGAGAAGUAGCUUACACGUUUUAUUAUUACAAGUCUGGAGGUAUGAACUUCCUGUCUGGUUCACAGUUUAUUGGUGUUUUGAUUAACGGACUGCCAGACGGCUUGGACGACAGUACCGAUGGUGCAUACCUACGCCAAGCAGACGACAAUUUGAACCUAAUUUUUGAAACUUCAACAACAGUUUAUCAAGGAGCGACAAGCUUUGAACUGACGCCACAAGAAGGAUUAGGACCUAACUACCCAGCAAUGUGUAAAAACUGGCAUCAGAAAGAAAUAUCUAAACGUUUUAAAUAUAGAGCAGAGUUAAACAAGAUGCCCCUCUGUCCCUGCAAUUCGUUCUUCCUAUUUUUCGACAGACAGUUUGGCCCCGGGUCGUCUGACUUUAACACAGGUGUAAUGACAGUACCGGUUAGGCCAAGAAGAAAUUAUGCCCCGCACGGGAAGACAUGCGCAUACGAUAUAUGGACUGGCAGUUUCAUUGGUUGGGGACGAAGGGCUGGUUCAUUUGAAACAUACAAUCAACUAACAAACCGUGUUAUGCACGAACAGGAAGAUGCGCCUUACAAGGAAAUUUGCUGCGAGCAGUCUGACCUCUGCGACCUGUAUUAUGAAGUCAGACCGCCAGUGCAAAGUUGCUACUUCACAUUCUUUUUCUUUUUCGCUGGUGGUUUUGGUGAUCCACAUGUUACCACCUUGGACGGUCGGAAGUAUACAUUCAAUGGUCAUGGCGAGUAUAUAUUACUCAAGAUAGCGUCUGUUGACGUCGAAAUACAAAGCAGAACAGCACAAGCAGUGAAAGCCGAUGGAACUCUUUCGGAAGCCACGAUAUUUUCAGCGUUUGUUAUUCAAACAGCUGACUCUUGGCUUCAGGUGGAAAUCAACAACAAUAGAACUGGAAUAAAUCUCUAUGCUGGGACAAAUAACACACAAUGGGCAGACUACACAGUUGAUUUCUACAGCAAUGGGAGUAAUACCACCAGUGUUACAGAUGAAUUGACCUUCAGUCGCGAUAAUAACACUCUUGUUACCAGCUUUUCAGAAUCAGCAAUUGCAUUCAAUGUAACGAUUGGUGUGGGGCUGCUUCAGAUGAGUUUAGGAUUACCCAGCGCGUAUAAAAAUGGAACUAUUGGGUUGCUAGGCAACUUCAAUGGUAAACCCACAGACGACUUCCUACCACGGCUGGAAUCAGAUCCCUUACCGGAUUCUUCAAACGAAAGUGAAAUUUUUAAGGACUUCGGGCAAACUUGGAUGACGUUAGGUAAUGAAAGUCUGUUUAAGUACGACAAUGGAAGAAGCCAUGCUGACUAUAGUUUCCCUGAUUUCGUACCUAAAUUCCUCGAUGAGGCAAAUGAAACUAAAGUUGCGGAGGCAAAAGAACUGUGUGGAGAAGGCAAUAACCAGUGUAUAUUUGAUUAUGUCUUCACGGGUAACCCGGAGCUUGCACUGGAGACAAAUACAACCGAAGCACUGGCUGAUGAAACUGUGGAUAAAACAUCCAACGAUGUUCCAGUACUGAAUGUAAGCAGUGGAACCACACUUGUAGACGGUCGACACUACAUCAACCUCAAUAUUAGUGAGUCAUCAAGUUUCACACUUCUUGGUAUUGACAAUGGAGACCUGUCAUACGAGCUGGUGAACACAACGGCAGAUGUUGAACUCGGGACACCACGUGAGGACGGUACAGUGGAUGUAAAACUGAGUGUAAAUGAUGUAAAUCCAGUUUAUGUCAGUGUCACAGCUAAGGACGACUACGGGGUGAACUCCCCGCCACUUGAUGUGGUGAUUGUUCUGUGUACAGGCUGUACAUCACACGGUGUAUGUAACACCAGUGUUAUACGAGAAGAUGUUAAGUCUACGGAUAACUUCAAGUAUGCAACUUGCAUCUGUGAGCCGUACUGGACAGGUGAUGAUUGCGAAACGGAUUAUGACGGAUGCGAGGCUAAUCCGUGUUCUGUUGGUCGUAACUGCACGGACACACUGGCCGAUGAUCACAAGGCGGACCAGAACCUUAAACCUUAUACUUGCAGUCCAUGUCCAGCCGGAUACAACGAUACCGGUGUAAAAUGUGAAGGUAUGAUCGCUAACUUAAUUUUAGAAAAUUUCAACGAAUGCAGUGAUACUGCCUCAUGUGAACAAGGUUGUGUGAAUACAGAGGGCAGUUACUACUGUCAGUGUAACCAAAGUUACAGAUUGUCUGAUGACGCCGUCAGUUGUAAUGACAUCAACGAAUGUGAGGAGUCGACCAGUGGGUGUGAACAGAUAUGUACCAAUCUUCCAGGAAGCUUCAAUUGUUCGUGCUACGCGGGAUUCACGUACAGUACUUCACAGUUGAAAUGUGAAAAAGACGAGGAUCCGCCAGAGGGAUGUGAUUUAUUAAACUGUUCCAAAGCAGACGGUUGUACAAUAAAUGAAACAGGUUCAGCAGAAUGUUUCUGCAGCAGUGGAUACCAGCUUACAUCUGAUAAUACAUGUACAAAUAUAAAUGAAUGUGACACUGGGGUGUGUUCCCAGUCAUGUGACGAUAACGAUGGAAGCUUUAGCUGUGGCUGUUUUGCCGGAUACAAACUGCUUGAGGACCACACCACUUGCGAACCUUGUGCUUUUCCGAGUUUCGGUGAGGAUUGUGUAAGCACGUGUCGCUGUGGACGUGGAUCUCUGCGCUGUGAUCCGGUACACGGCUGUGUGUGUAAGGAUGGUUGGACGGGAACCAAUUGUGAAACAGAUAUAAACGAAUGUCUUAUUACGAAUGUUUGUGAGGACGCGAACAAAAUAUGCAGCAAUACGAUUGGUUCUUACAAAUGUGCAUGCCGUUCAGGAUAUAAGCUAGAGAAUGGAAUUUGUAUUGAUAACGAUGAAUGCAGUGACCCUUCACUCAAUACCUGUGAGCAGCAGUGUACAAACUCAGUCGGUAGCUUCUCAUGCAAUUGUGAUGUUGGCUAUUCCGUCGAUCCAGAAAAUGCAACAAAGUGUAUAGAUAUUAACGAGUGCGAGACCGGGGUAUCAGACUGUGAGCACAUCUGUCGUAAUGCAGAUGGAAGGUACAGUUGUGAAUGCUAUUUCGGAUUCUUGCUGAACGAUGACCGAAAAACGUGCACUAAAGUUUCGGAUCCAUGCACGUUGUUCCCGCAGAAAAACUGUUCGGAUAUCUGCUUGGUUGUGAAUGAAAAACCUGAAUGUUCCUGCAAUACCGGAUACACUCUCGGCGCUGACGACCAGACCUGCAUAGAUGUGAACGAAUGUGACCCGACCCUGGGUCUCAAUCUGUGUAGUGAACCAGAAACCUGUAACAAUCUGAUUGGAGGAUACAGCUGCUCGUGUAGUCCUGGAUACAAACUUGAAAACGACCAGAGAACAUGCACAGAAUGUGACUCUUCCCACUAUGGUCCGAACUGUGCUAAUACGUGUAACUGCGGUGUCGGUGCAGACAGGUGUGAUCCUGUAGAUGGCUGUGAUUGUGGGCCGGGAUGGAGUGGAGACACGUGCGAAGCUGAUACAGAUGAAUGCGCUUCCUCUCCCUCUCCUUGCACGGGAAUCAACGAGCAGUGCAUCAAUAAUCCAGGGUCAUACGCAUGCAACUGCGAGACAGGAUAUUCGAAAGGCGAAAAUGGAAAAUGUCAAGAUGUGGACGAAUGUUCAAGUGCUUCCUUAAAUGAGUGUUCUCAGUUGUGUACAAACAACAACGGAAGUUAUCAGUGUACUUGCAACAGUGGCUUCUUGCAAGAUGGAAACGCAUGCAAUGAUAUCAAUGAAUGUGAAGGACAGAACGAGUGUUCUCAAGUGUGUAGCAAUACAAUAGGAAGUUAUCGUUGUUCCUGCAAUCCAGGGUUUAAACUUAAUUUAUCUGACAGAAGAACUUGUAUUCCUGAGGAGCAAUGUGUAGCAAAAAAUUGUAGCGUCAAUGCACAAUGCACGUCUAUAGAUGGCACAGAAACCUGUGUAUGCGAUGCAGGGUUCGAGUUUGAAACAGGAUCAAAUACAAGUUGCGUCGAUAUAAAAGAGUGUUCUGCUACACCGAGCCCUUGUUCUCAAGAAUGUAUAGAAGUUGACGGCGGGUAUCAUUGUGUUUGCAAUGAGACUGGUUAUCAAUUGGAUGUUGACCUGGCAACAUGUAUUGCUUGUCCAGAUGGUAAAUUUGGUAACUGUACGGAAGAAUGCGUCUGCAAUAAGUUGAACACUUUGUCCUGUGACCACGUGAACGGCACUUGCAACUGCACGGAUGGUUGGGAAGGUGUAACAUGUGAAGAUGACAUCGAUGAAUGUCUUACCCCUAAUUGCCCAGAAAAUUCAAAAUGUAUAAAUACUAAUGGCUCGUUCUACUGCAAAUGUGAUGUCGGAUUUCUAACGACCGGUGAUGGAUCUUGCCAAGAAUGUGUGCAAGGCAAAUUUGGGACCGAUUGUAACAAUACGUGUGCAUGCAUGUCAAGUAAUACUAAAUCGUGCAAUACUGUAAAUGGUACUUGUACAUGUAAAGAUGGUUGGAAAGGCGAGGAUUGCAGGGUAGAUAUUGACGAAUGCACGGAAAAAACGUUCACAUGCCCGAAUAAUGCAACUUGUGAAAAUACCGACGGAUCGUAUGAUUGCAUCUGUGCCGACGGUUUUGUUAAAACUAAUGGAACAUGUCGAGAAUGUGAUGGGUUUUCAUACGGAAAAGACUGUGCUAGCCCGUGUGGAUGUAAUUUCAAUAACGCCCUUCGAUGUAAUCACGUGACUGCAAAGUGCUUAUGCAAAGACGGCUGGCAGGGUGACUUCUGUGUAACGGACGUUGAUGAAUGUUCCUCUGACGUUAAUCCGUGCACAGAAAGUCACAAAACAGUGUGUGAAAACAAUCUGGGUUCCUAUUUAUGCAAAUGUGUCGAUGGUUUUGAGCUCGAUAGCAAUGGAACAUGCGUCGAUAUAGACGAGUGUGACAGGAAUACUCACGACUGUGUGCAAAGGUGCAACAAUACCAUCGGCUCGUACAAUUGUUCCUGUGAUGUAGGAUAUACUGGAACGCUAAAUGACUGUUCUGAGUGUGCAAAUGGAAGAUGGGGAGAACAGUGUACCAACAGCUGCCACUGUGACCCAAGUUAUUCCACUGGGGAAUGUGAUAGCAAAACUGGUUGUGUGUGUAACCCAGGAUGGCAGGGAAUCAACUGUACUGAGGAUAUUAAUGAAUGUGAAAUAAAUGGUACUUGUGUGGAGAACUCCUAUUGUAAUAACACCAUGGGAAGUCAUACUUGCACCUGCUAUAGUGGAUAUAGGACAACGGUUGGUAGCUGUCAAGAAUGUUCUGCCAACACGUAUGGUGUGGAAUGUGAUACAUCUUGUAACUGCGUUGCAAACAAUACCAUCAAUCCAUCCCAGUCAUGUGACCACAUAAAUGGCACGUGCUAUUGCACACCAUACUGGAGUGGAUCGCGAUGUGAAACUGAUAUAGACGAAUGUAAGUUAGGGACUCAUAAUUGUACUAAGGACCAUGAGGGUUGCCAUAACGAAGAUGGAGGAUUCGUUUGUUCCUGUCUAGUUGGUUACAUGAGGGAUAAUGGAAGUUGUGUAGAAGACACAACCACAGACGCUCCGCCCACAGCCAUACCAGGUGAUGCGAAAGUCGUGCAUAUGGAGUUGACAUUAAAUAUUAACGUGGCAGACAAUCUCAACGUGUCCAAAACAUACGAAAUUUACCUGGAAGAAGUACUUAGAGAGCUAACAUCUCUAUACAAUGAACUGCUCUCUGACGCGGACAUAACAAUAAUUAUAAAUUUCAUAAGACCUGGCAGCUUGAUCGUUGAUUUCGACCUGGUUGCAUCAGAGUCCGUGAUUCCAAGCAUAUCCGUUGCAAAUGCAAAAUUAGCCUCUGGUAGAAGAACAGUUAACAUUUUCAACGAAACUGCUGAUAUCAUUGCUAUGAGUCUUAAUGGCACGAACGUAACGGUAGGAGAAGAUUUCACAGACGAGCUUGUAUGUGAGCUAUACCAAGCAUCAGCCGAAGCCUGUCAGCCAGACCACAUUUGUACAGUCAGUGGGGGUUUACCAGUUUGCGAAUUGAGGGAGGUUGAGGAUAAUCUAACCCUAAUCCUGAGCCUCGGUCUGGGAAUACCAAUGUUUCUACUAGUUGUGGCAGUGAUUGCUUUUGGUGUCAUCCUGUAUCACUACAAACGGAAAAAGGGGUCUAAAGGGCACUCCUUACAGAGAUAUAGCGACAACGAUGACAGAAGCUCCGUGUUUUCUGGAAGCAUGCCUAUACGAAUUAAUACUGGUGCCCCGUUUGGACCAUACCAUAUGUCACCAGAUUUGCCGCAGUAUCGGAACCAGGAUACUGAACCGUACCACAUGGCACAUAAUUUACCGCAGUAUCGGGGCCAGGGUGCAUCUGCAAUCAGUCCAAGGGAAGAUUCGACUGUAAUCCACUCUGGUUAUGGAGGAAGAUUCACCAAUUAUCGUCGUCCUUUAAAUCAAGAACCAGUCGGAAGAGGUAACUUUUCCUGGGAUUAUCUUCUAGAUAACCUUCCCCCAGAAGGACAGAUGGUAAGGGUAACCACUCCAGGAAUAUGUUCUGCUGUCAAGUCACGGACGAGGCGUGUGCGUAGAUCUCUCAGUGGUACCAGUUUAGAUGUUCGUGGUUCUGUAGUUAUGGAGAAGGUCUGGAUGUUUGAGGGCAUGACAGAAGGUAUAUCCACUGAGCAGCUGUCCGAAGAGGAUACUGGGAAAGAUGACUGGUGCCUGAAACAUAGCUGGUUCCUGUUCACCAAUCUCCUUACAGCACAACAGUGUGCCAAGUGUUUAAAAAGGAUUUUACCCAAAAGGGCAGCAUACAAAUGCGCAGCAUGUAAGAGAUUGUGUCACCUGAAGUGUGCAGUUGACAGUUCUGACAGAAACAACACAGGGCCUACACUGAGACAGAGAAAAGCCAAGAGUACAAUGGAUUUCCAGAACUUUGUUCCGAAGGAAGAUACACAGUCUUGUAGAUACACCAGGAAGACAUCUAACAGGAGGUAUCGGUCACCAUACUCGCAGAAAGAAGUGAACAAUAAUGUAAUAGAAGUCCAAGAGAUGGAUAUACAACAGUUACAGUUUCCACCUACAGAACAGACAGACUCCCAACAUAACAGACAAAUUGACCCGCUGGAUAACAGACAACAGAUGGAAGAGUUAUCACAGUACACAGAUAACCACAAUAGCAGCCGUCAGUCCCAGGCCAGACAGAAACUGACCAGCAUGAAACAUGGCUUUGUAAAGAGAUGUAGAUCUUUCAAGAAAAAAGUGAAGACAUUAAAAGAGAAAGUUAACCAUACUGAUGGAGAGAAAGUAUCUGCUGAACAGACACGACAAGACUCUUCUACCACAACUAGUUCAACAUUAAACACAGAGGAGCAGAUAGAACAAGAAAGGCAAGCAUGGGUACGCAGCCCAAUCAGGACACGUCUCAGAGAACGUAGAGACAGGCAGUUGGAACUGAGGAGGGAGUCGGUUAGGGCCAAGGUCGGUGCAAGGAGGAAUAGCUCAAAUGGGGACAUUAAAACAUUUGUUAAAAAAGUUACAACAAAUGAUUCACAGAUGAGAAACAGUCGGCGUCAUCGUUUCCAGAUGUAUGACCUUGAUCUAGUUACUUUACGUGAUCGCUUGAUGGAGGUCGAGAAACGAGUUGAUGAACUAGAAACUGCAAUACCACAGGAGCUAGAAGAAUGGCAUAAAUUAAAACAGAAGUUCCGAGGAAAUGAUACUGCAGAUGCAUAUAGGAGGAUGGAAACUGAAAGAGCACUUGAAGAGCAAAUUAUUCAUGAAACUCAUCCAAAGCAUAUUGAAGCAAUGGGUGGUAUGCCAUCACUGAGUUCUGGCACUACAUCUGAUGAAGUUUAUGUGGUCCCUGACCAUCAAGGAUCAAGCAGCCAAGAUGAACAAGAUCAUAUUAUGACUGAUGUAGUUCAGAUAGCACAUGAUGGGGGUCAAAUGCUACACAGUCCUAUGAACAGCUUGCAGGACGAGUCUCUACCAUCUGGAAUACCAAGUAAACUCAGAUUUAAGAUAGGCAGUGAUCUGACCGGGAAGCUUCAAACAAGCACACCAGUUACAGAGCGUGAACUUUCAUUCCUGUCUGCUUCAAGACUGUAUAGAGAGUCAGACACACACCAGAUACAGCAUACCAAUGUCACACACAUCAAUGUUGAGCACUCUUACUGCGAGCCAAGCUCAGGCAGUAAGACUAAAGUUAGAAUAGGAAGAAGUACCAGUUUUGAAAAAUCAGCUUCUGAAAAUGUUUUAUCACCAGAACAAGCGGCUGUGAAAAGUUUCCUGCAAAAACGAAAGAAGUCAAGUCCAAGAAAGAGUGUUGGAAGAAUGUCGGAUCAAAUGUACACAAGCCCAACAAGGCGCAGAAGCAGAAGCCCGGAGAGGAUGUCACCUAAACCGUACUUAAGUCCUCACAAUCGGACGGGCUCUGGUUCAAGGUCAAGUUCUCCAUUACAAAGAACAAACCAGUCCAGUUUGUACAACUCACCUCCUAUAGCUUCCUCCACGUUUCAGGAGGGAAACUACACGUAUAACAACAUGAACCAUGCUGACAUGUCACCCCUGUCAUUUACAUUUAGACAUGAUCCAGGAGACAACAUUCAGUUUUCUUUUGCAAAAAUAGAGGAAAAUUCAGAACUUGAGGAAGCUAGGUAUAAUGGAGAAAAGAAUACUUCCGCUGCGUCAAAUCUUUCGUACACAUUUCGUAAUGACAGUCAGAUGAUACAGACAAAUGCAGAGGAAGAUUUGCCAGGAUACACAAAAAAUCUUGCAUCAGGUAGACAGCAGCAGUCUGAUGUAGUGCCUGAAGAAACAAGCAGUGAUGAUAACUAUCCGCAGGGCACUAGAAUGAUAGUUGAAGCUGAUGUUGAAACUGAUGCUCCGACCAGUAGGGUAACCUUUGCCACGCUUGAGAGUAUGUCCACUCCAAUGACCACAACAACUGAUGAUGCAAUGUCACUUACAAAUGUUACUGCUUUUACUGGUGAUUUUGUAAAUAGUUUUUCUGAGGCGGCUGAAAGUUCUAACAGGAGUAGGUGGACAAAUAAAGAUGUUUACAUGUUUGAUAGGGAUCGUAGAGGUAAUCUUAUAAAAUCCAGACAUGCUCAAUCACAUGAGAAAGUUGAUGCCACAGGUGACUGGAGAAAACCGCCUGUUCCAAGUAAAAGAUUCUCUUCUACUUCAGAGAUUGACUUCUUAAAGGAAGCAGAGAAGCGACUAGAAUUUUACAAAUUGAGGAAAAGUGGAGAUGAGAUUACAGCAGGAGUGUGUCUUGAGAAAUUGCCACGCCCUUCUAAUGCUUACAAUACAGACUCUGAAAAUGACGUUAAAGAACAUUUUGUGAGAUCAUAUGCUGCUGAACAAUCUGGUUCAAACCCAGCGUAUGCAAGUCCAAAACACAAAAGUCCUGUUAAAGGAAAAACGUCUGGUUCUAAAAGUAGGAGCCCUAGUCCAAAAAGGAGUUCUAGUCCUAAACGAAGUCCAAACAUGAGGAGUAGGAAUAAUUCACCAAAACAAAAGAGUCCAAAGCCAAAUAGGAGAUCUAGUCCAAAUCGAAGAAAUGUGAGUCCUAAAAGAAGCCCAAGUCCUCAAAGAAAAACUGUUUCACAAAGAAGCCCUAGUUCACAAAGAAGAAACAUCAGUCCUCAUAGAAUGAAUUCUAGUCCACAAAGAGAGAGCCCCAUUCCUCAACAGAAAAGACAGGAACACAUAACUCGGGAAGAGUUGGAACUGAUUCAUACUAGCCCUAAGCAUCCACCAAAAGUCAAUUCAACGUCGGAAUUUGAAGAUUUUGAGAGACAGUUGCAGGAAGAAUCGCUUCAGCAUCGCAGGAGAAGUAAAUCUUUAACAAACUUGCAGAGAUACAAUUACCCGACGUCUCAUGAUUCCAAGUUGAGGGAAACAUCUAUAAGCUGUACCAACAGUAUAGACGGUGAGACAAGAUCUAUUAUAAAUGAGAGUGCAAGGUAUCAUUUCCUGCAUGACAAAGGUAUGAUUAAAAUUAGCUCCCCAAGUCUGAAAAUUAUGAAUGGUAGUCCAGUCAUUAGGAGAAAGUAUGAACCUGAAUGUAAGCAUAUUGAUGAAGAAAGCUCCGAUAUGGUACAAAGCGGUAGCGAAAGUGGCUUGAGUGGAGUUUAUGUAGAUAAUAAUUUUCAUCUUCAUGGGAAAACAUCAUCUGAAAUGGACUCGAAGCAAACUGCUAGUGAAAUAACGGGCACAGAAACCAUGUCUGUUAUAAGUAGUAAAUCUGGUAGCUUAAAGAGACAGCAGCAGCAAGAAAGAGAACUAUUUGAGCAGUGUUUGAAAACCUGUGAUGAAAAUCAGGAAGUUUGGGAUAAUGUACUUGAUUGGAUGAAUAAGGAAUGUGACAACAGUGAAGAAGGUGCAUAA